AAAAAAAAGAAAAAAGAAUAAACUACAAUGCACUACCAUUUUUAGAUGGAAUAAAGACUGGUGAAGUUUAUUGAUUCGAUCGACGAACCGAUUGCUCAAGUCUCUCUCUCUCUCUCUCUCUCUCAUUUUCCGUUGGUGCCGCACAUCGUAAGAUUUGACACGAUUUCGGACUACACCCAACUUUCCCAAAUGAAUGCUGAUGACGUAAUUGAAAUUGUAUUUCAAUUUUGUUGGUUUCUAAUUCCCCAUGGGUUUGGCCUGGCGGUGAAGGCUUGAGACCUAGGAGUUUGCUCCUCUCUAGUCUAAGGCUCGAAUCCCCCAGGUGCUAAAAGUUCCUGUGCUGGGCCAGUUCAUAUACAGCUUUGCUCUGGCCACCUACUAGUGGACGGAAAUUGGUAAUAUGCUGCUUGUGCUAUUUGUGAAGGAACCGUCAGAGUGAAAUUGCUGAAUAUAUAUAUUAGGGUUUGCUAUUUAUUGUGUAACCUGAGAAAGAAAAAAAAUAAAGGAGGAAAAUGGGUAGUCCACAGUUUCCAAAGAAAAGAGUGGCCUUUGUGCUGAUUGAUGGGUUGGGUGACGUGUCAUUGCCAAGGUUGGGAUACAAGACACCUCUUCAGGCAGCAAAGUUACCCAAUUUGGAUGGUAUAGCAUCUGCUGGGGUUAAUGGAUUGAUGGACCCUGUUGAGGUUGGCUUAGCUUGUGGAAGUGACACUGCUCAUCUUUCUCUGUUGGGUUAUGAUCCUCGAGUUUAUUAUCGCGGACGAGGGGCUUUUGAAUCCAUGGGGGCUGGAUUGGCCAUGUCUCCUGGUGAUAUUGCUUUUAAGUCAAAUUUUGCAACUCUUGAUGAGAAAACUGGAGUUGUCACUAGCAGAAGAGCUGACAGGCACUUUGAAGAAGAAGGUCCCAUACUAUGUGCUGCCCUUGAUGGAAUGAAGCUUCCAUCUUUCCCUGAAUAUGAAGUCAGAGUCAGAUAUGCUACUGAACAUAGAUGUGGAGUGGUUGUUAAAGGACCAAAUUUGAGUGGAAAUAUAUCCGGAACAGACCCGUUAAAGGACAACCGCUUACUUUUGAAAGCAGAAGCUUUAGAUGAUUCUCAUGAAGCAAGGAACACUGCUGCUGUUGUUAAUGAGUUGUCCAAGGAAAUUACAAAGAUUUUGGUUUCUCAUCCUGUGAAUGCUAAACGUGCUGCAGAAGGGAAGAAUAUUGCAAAUAUAGUCCUUUUAAGAGGAUGUGGCAUUCGAAUUGAGGUUACGCCAUUUUUAGAAAAACAUGGUUUGCAGCCAUGCAUGGUUGCUCCGACGAAAAUAAUUGCUGGUCUGGGUUUGUCACUUGGUAUUGAUAUUCUAGAAGCUCCUGGAGCAACUGGUGACUAUCGAACUCUACUAACAUCAAAAGCAACAGCAAUAGCUAAAGCACUCUCGGCUCCUUCGCAGUCUUGCCCCCAAGUUUUUGUACCUGGAGAGGAUGAGCAUAAAGCAGGCCGCCCAGAUGGCUAUGACUUUGGAUUCCUUCAUAUUAAGGCAAUAGAUGAUGCAGGCCAUGACAAAGCAAGCAUUCUUAAAGUCAAAGCAUUAGAAGCUGUUGAUACUGCUAUAGGGCAAUUGGCAAGAUUACUCUGGGAAGCAGAAUCAACCGGAAACUUUCAGUUUUUCCUUUGUGUCACAGGAGACCACUCUACUCCAGUAGAAUAUGGAGAUCAUAGCUUUGAACCGGUUCCAUUUGCUAUUUGUCGGUUGAAGGACUUUGUUGGUGCAAUUGGCGAAUCCGUUGUUCGCCAAACUUCUCUUGAUCCAUUUCCUCUUCCAAGUGUUAAGUCUGGUGAAGACUUGACUUUUGAUUUGGAAACUGAAGAGAGAGGAGAUAUAUGCUCUCAAUCUUAUAGCGGCGAUUCAGUAUAUGAAUUAAAUGAAAUUGCAGCUGCAAGGGGAUGUUUGGGGCGUUUCCCUGGAGCAGAAAUGAUGGGAAUCAUAAAGAAUUUCCUUAACCUAGAUGAAGAAACUAUUUAAAUAAGGAAAUAUCAUGGAGAUUUCCAAGUUAACACUUUUUGCUCUUACUCUGAAAGCAAGUGAUAUGGGUCCAAAAAAAUCAAAUUUUGAGCUUUUAUAUUUCUGCAAGUCUUUUCUACAAAUAACAAUGUAUACUCCGCUUAAAUAAAUUUCACUCUGUUGUUUUUCUUUUGUUAACAAGAUUAGCAAGAGAAAACAAGCACAUGGCAGACAGUGGUGCAAAAGUCACAAAUGUUGAUACUAUGGUGCUUCUCUUUUUAACCUGUGCUACCAGUAUAUACAAUUACAUGUGCAGAAUCAGUUUUUCAUUGUAUGCUUGCAUCUUUCAAUCCUUAGAUAUAAAAAAUAAGUGACUAUGUUAAUCUUUAAACCAUA
Molecule: messenger RNA, 2378 nt
Organism: Medicago truncatula (barrel medic)
Lineage: Eukaryota; Viridiplantae; Streptophyta; Magnoliopsida; Fabales; Fabaceae
Product: probable 2,3-bisphosphoglycerate-independent phosphoglycerate mutase
Exons: 7
Coding region: 513-2003 (496 amino acids)
Molecular function (GO): metal ion binding; phosphoglycerate mutase activity
Source: RefSeq, a predicted model, not a curated record